CUCCAGGGCAACAUCCGCGUCUUCGUGCGCGUGCGGCCGGCGCUCGCCGUCGGCGCCAACGGCUCGGGCACGACGGCCGGGGGCCUCACCUGCCCCGCGGCGCCCGCGGGGUCGUCCGCGGACGCCGUCGAGGUCGCGGAGCUGGUCGCGCCCGGCGGGCCGCCGCGGAAGGCGCGGACGUUCAAGUUCGCCUACGACCGCGUCCUCGACGGCGCCGCGGACCAGGUCGCCGUCUUCAGGGAGGUGCGGCCCUUCGUCCAGUCGGCGCUCGACGGCUACAAGGUCUGCGUCUUCGCCUACGGCCAGACGGGCAGCGGCAAGACGCACACGAUGCUCGGCGGCGGCGGGCCCGCGACGUCCGCGGCGCCGGGGGCCGACGCGGGCCUGCUCCAGCGGAGCCUGCAUUUGGUCUUCGACGGCGUCGAGCAGCUCAAGGCGGCGCAGGGCUGGACCUUCGAGCUCUCCGUCGAGAUGCUCGAGAUCUACCUCGACAAGGUCUACGACCUCCUCGGCGACGGCGGCGAGCCGCAGCCGCGCGCCGUGCGCGACACGGGCGAGGCCAUCGCCGUCGACGGCCUGAAACGCGUCGCCGUGUCCUGCGCGGAGGAGGCGGACCUCGUGCUCGCGGCCGCGCGGAAGCGGCGCCACACGUCCGCGACGAAGAGCAACGACCACAGCUCGCGGAGCCACUGCCUCUUCGCGCUCCACGUCCACGGCGCGUCCGGCGACGGCCGCGAGGUGCGCCGCGGCUGCCUGAACCUCGUGGACCUCGCGGGCUCCGAGCGCCUCGCGGCGUCGGGCUCGAACGACGACCCGAAGCUCCUCAAGGAGGCCCAGUUCAUCAACUCGAGCCUCGCGGCCCUCGGCAACACGAUCUCCGCGCUCACGAGCGGCGAUCGCGCCCACGUGCCCUUCCGCGACUCCAAGCUCACGUUCCUCCUCCAGCCGUGCCUCGGCGGCGACGCCAAGACCCUCGCCAUCUUCAACCUCGCGCCGGAGCUCCAGCACCACAAGGAGACGCUCUGCACGCUCCGCUUCGGCCAGAAGGUC
This is a messenger RNA of Aureococcus anophagefferens, 1050 nucleotides long. RefSeq lists its product as hypothetical. Lineage: Eukaryota; Pelagophyceae; Pelagomonadales; Pelagomonadaceae. The record is from RefSeq and is a predicted model, not a curated record. The transcript has a single exon. Gene Ontology annotation, biological process: microtubule-based movement. The annotation marks the transcript as partial. Gene Ontology annotation, molecular function: microtubule motor activity; ATP binding; microtubule binding.